UUUGGAACUAAAGUUAUUUUGCCGGAAUGUUGGUAUUGUGUGUGUCAAUGAGCAUGGAAAACCGAGAAGGCUUAUUAACUGUAGGUUAUGGACGUAGGUGUGACGGCAGGAAUUGCCGAAGUCAAGUGUUGCAUUUGUAGAGCGCAAUUUGUUGAAACGAAAUGAACGAAGAAGUAGAUGACCAAGACUUUUAUCAACAUGACUUUACAACAAUGGGGAAUUGGGAAGUUUUUAUUGCCCAUUUCGAGAAAAUAAUUCAGAAAUGGAAAUUGUCGAAGGUUAAGAGAGGACCCCAACUUAAAAGGGGUGAACUCAGCGAAGGAAAAUGGGAAAGGACGUCAGAGAAAAUAUUAUUUGCAGAUUUUGAGUUCAUUGUUACAAGAUAUAAGUUGAGUUUGAAACCUGUGGAAGGAAUUAUAAGCCCCGUAGAAGAUGAGACAGAUGAAGGCAGAACUCAGGCACUAGAUGACAUCAUGGCUUUGGACAAUGACUUUCCUCCACAUGUGGAAUGUGAUCUUGGAGGCAGCAGUUGCCAUCCUCACCCACUGGUUAGGUGGUAUGGUCUUAGAGACUUUGUAGUUGUUUCACCAGGACAUUGUUCCAUCUCUGAUGAAAGUAGAGUGAAAAUACUGCUCAGUUCGGUAUACAUUGCCAUAAACAAUUCUAAUUGUGAAGCUCCAGUCUUUGUACAAAUUCAUGAACUUCAGCAACAUUAUUAUAUGGGAGUAUGUGAAGGGAAAGGAAUUCGGUCCGAGUUUGAGAUGGUUCAUUUGAAACGUACUCCACCUCACUGCAGGUACCUGACAGGGCUGUUAAAUCUUUUUAAAUCCAAAGUGGCAAGUCCUGUGCCUCUUGAACCAAUAUGUAUAGCAGUGAGAUUCACCUAUGUUCUAGUAGACUAUACUAGCAAUAACACUUGGACUCAAGAACCUCCUGAUUUUGAUUUCCUGCAAGGGGAGUCACUUGGUGUUCCUGAACUGGGAAAGCUGCCAUUUGGUGCAACUUUAGACCCAGUAAGUGAACUGCAUUUGUUUGCAACUUGGCCACAGCUUAUGGAGAAUGUAGUUGUGGACAGUGAGAGCUAUUCAGACUUUGAACCAUCACAGGCACCUCUGUGGUCAGUUCAAGUAAAGAUGGCAGAGCAGCCAGCCUGUUUGCUAAGUGAAUACUUUAUUGAAUUCAUCCAUCUGUUUAGUAGUAACAGAUCAAUGCAGGAUUUGCUUGGUGAUUUGGUUGACAGAGGAACCUUAGUUGGCACAAAUCUGAGCACUCCACUGGAUUUACUAACAGAAUCACGUGUCCCUACAAUUUCUAAAGUGAUAAAAAAGGCUAAAGGUCAAUAUCAGGAAUCAGCACCAGAAGGACCAAUAGCUGACAAUCACCUGAUGCCAAUUCUGUAUUUUCUAUUCCCAGAUGCUGAGGAUAUACCAAAAAACUCUUAUGCAGGACCACUAAGCAACCAUUCUAACUGUGAUAAUCAACAGAUGGAGGACUUGGCAGCUGGAUUGAAAUCUGCUCCAGUAGAUGGACUUGUGUGGAGAUUGGCUGUAGUGAUGUCUCAUGUAGUUUACACCUUGGGAGGUGUUAAAGCAGCUGCUCAUCUGUGGUAUGAGUUCACUCAGGAGAUGAGAUACCGCUGGGAAAAAGGAAUUGUCAUACCAGGAGUAGCUCCUGGUUUCCCUGAUCUACGAACGUGCCUGAUUCACCAGAAGUUACAGAUGCUCAACUGUUGUGUCGAGAGGAAGAUGGCGAGGGAAGAGGCGGCUAAGACGGGCUUAGUGGAAGUUGACCUUUACGAGUCUGAGUCUGAGGAUGAAGAGUUCUUUGAUUGUUCUGCAGAGGAACCAAAAUUGGAUAUGACGAAUGAGAGGCGAGGAAGUAAACAUCGGCAUAAACACUCGCUGUGGAACCAACCAGUAGGGAGACUGAGAAAGUAUGGAAACUUCCGGCUCCUCGGCACUGGGGAUCAUGUGUACAUUCCGGUUACGCAGGAACCAGUUCCAAAAACUGAGGAUCAGGUGGAAGAAGAUGCAGAAGUUCUGCUGCAGUUGGGAACAGAUGCCCAAGGUGCAGAGAUGCGAGCGCGCCUGAUGAGCGCUUCUCUGCUGUCAGACAUGGAGUCUUUCAAGGCUGCAAAUCCAGGGGCCAUAUUGGAAGACUUCAUUCGUUGGUACUCGCCAAGGGACUGGAUUGAGGAAGAGGAGCUGGAUGAUUAUGGACAAAAGAAAGGUUCUCUAAGUCCCCGUAUGCUGAUUAAAGGUAAUAUGUGGCUGGAUGUAUGGGAAGCAGCAAAACCAGUACCCGCAAGACGGCAGAAGCGAUUAUUCGAUGACACCCGCGAAGCAGAGAAGGUGUUACAUUUCUUAGAAUCGAAGAAGCUGUCUGCUGUUGCAGAGCUUCUUAUGCCUGCACUGAUACAUGCUUCCAUCUGCCGGCUCCUGCAAGAACAGAAAGAUCUUCCAAUGCUGUCAGACUCAUUUCGGCGUAUAAUAAAGAUUGCUGAAAGAAUCACACGAAAUCCAAGACCAACACUGAAGCAGUUUGAUGAAUUGGCCCAUGAAAUUGCUGAAGCAGAAGCCACCAUUGCUCAGGCAAAAUCCCUGGAACUGAAAUUCUCCUUGGCACCCGAAACUGAGCAGAAUCUUGAACUUCGCACAUUCCUUUCAAAACUUAUGCAUUUGUCAGAAGUUGAUGUUCCAGGUGGACCACGAGGUGUCAUUGGAUCCAAGAUACGAAUUAUGUUCUCAGAUGCACAGAAGGCUGUCCAGAUGCUCUCUGACCUUGAGCCCCUUUAUCUCGCGGAAGAUACGCCACGGAGUACCAGUUCAAGUAACUUUCCGCAACCCAGCAUCCGUGAAUUUGUGAUGCGUGCAAGGGCAGCUCGCCCUGCUCCCAGUUCCUGUGUGACACCGCAGCGUCUCACAGCAGUACUCAAAAAGAAGGAAUUUCGUCUUGCAGGUUGUUUUUCUCAUGACACAACAUUCCAAUAGACGUGUGGCCGAACGGAGGGAACUUCAACGUCUAUUUCUGAGGUCUCUGUUCUUCCAGGAGUGCUCGAAGACGUGCCCCCGCCUUACAGCGAUUCUGGCACGCUGGGGCUACCACCAGACUGUGGGAAACCGAACGUCAGGCGGGAUUUGUCGUUUUACGUUUGUUAUCUUACGUGGAUUUGAUCCAUGUUUGUGUGUGAAUUCUUUUUCGUUCUGAAAAUGUAAUUAGACAUUCAUGUUCAGAUGUAAUCACUGGUUUAAUUUUGGUCAGAUUGAAAGUUUGUGAAGUUGUAAUGUACGAUAAACAUGAAAUAUAAAAGUUAUAAAUGUGCAUA
Zootermopsis nevadensis is the source of this 3325-nucleotide messenger RNA. RefSeq names its product RAB3 GTPase activating protein subunit 1 (gene Rab3GAP1). The record is from RefSeq and is a predicted model, not a curated record. Gene Ontology annotation, molecular function: GTPase activator activity. NCBI's taxonomy places the organism in Eukaryota, Metazoa, Arthropoda, Insecta, Blattodea, Termopsidae. Gene Ontology annotation, biological process: positive regulation of GTPase activity.